Molecule: messenger RNA, 225 nt
Organism: Ambispora leptoticha
Lineage: Eukaryota; Fungi; Glomeromycota; Glomeromycetes; Archaeosporales; Ambisporaceae
Source: the annotation of a GenBank genome assembly
AUGGAUCUUAAUGGAGAAUUUGAAAACACAGCAAAUCCUCAAUUAAAAAUAAGUGCUACUGAAAUGUAUAAGAAGCUUUUAAGAAGAGUAAUGCUGGAUAAAUUCUCCAAAGAAGACCUUCCCAAAGUUUCUACAAUCACAAAUUGGAUAAUGAACACGUCACAGUCAUUCAAAAAAACUAUGGCACUACAUCUUCUUAAAGAGGCAGAGUCCUCUAAAACCUAG